AUGCUACGCAAUACAAAAUUCUAUAAGCACGCCUUGGAGGCACAGCGCAUUCCACUGCCGGAGCCGCUGCCGCCCAAUUAUAUAGACAAUCUGCACGAAAUAUUCUUUGAGCAGAUCUUCGAGCGCAUCGAUUACAUAAGCGAUCAGGUGAGGAUGGCUCGUGCCUAUCCACAGUUCCUGCCACAGGUUCUGCGCUUGUGGCAGAAGCGUUGGCACUAUCGCAUUGUUGGCCCAAAUACCGCCUUUUUGGGCCUGCUGGACAUCGAGGAUUAUGUGUUCUUCAUGGAGCAAAUGGCCAGUCGCUUUACCGAGCUGCAUGUGCACGAGGAUGGCGUUGGCUCCUUUGCCGAGUUCUAUGAUUAUAUAAGACAUCUGUGCGAUAUCAACAUAAUCCGAUUUCCCAGUGUGGAAUGCUGUGUGCUCGCCGGCAAUCCCAAUACCAUGGUGGAUGAGGAUAUACGCGAUCUGACCGCAAUGCUGCCCAACCUGAAACGCCUCACAAGCUGCAUGAAUCUCUCUGGCCUAUAUAUGCGCGGAUUCAAGAAACUGGAGCAGCUCGUGUUCAAGUCCAUGUACCAUUCGGUGCCGCUAGACAGCCGCUGGAUGCAGGAGAUCUGUCUUAGCAUGACACAAUUGCGCGUACUGGACAUCACCGACUCCUUCGACAGCAGCGUACGCCUGUACGACAUCAAGCUGCCCAACCUGGAGGUGCUCAAGAUCAAUCUGAGUAGCGUCGAGUGCAUGCUAUCCCAGGUUUUGCAGCUGCCCAAGCUGCGCAAGCUGGCCGUGCGCUUUGAUGACUCCCGUCAGCUGCACGCCGAUCAGGAGACCAUCUUCCAGCAGAUAGUUGUCGCCAAGAGCGAAUCCAUCACACGCAUUGCUCUGAACAAUGAGGUGGUGCAGCUGCCCGCACGCUGGCAGCAAAGCCUGCUCCUGGAGCUACCCAAGCUGCGGGCGCUGGUCUGCGAGAACUGGUAUCAUGAUGUUUUCUUUCUGGAUCGCCAGCACAUACCCUGCGAACAGAUGCAGGUUCUCAGCUUCAGUGGCUGGGAGGUAGUGCGAGAGUAUCAGCUGCUCGAGCUGGUCGCCGAGUGUCCGCAGCUCAAACAGCUCGCUCUCAAUGGUUAUCACAGCAACGUGGACAAGCUGCAGAAGCUCCAGGCCAUACGCAGCCUGGAACGCAAUGCCAAGCCUUUACAGGUGUUUAGCGAGGUGAUGUGGACACAUCUCCAGCCCAGCGAAUACCAGCACUGGCGGUGCAACAAGCACGUGCAGGUGACCUGCGAUGGCAGCGACUACGAGUACCAGGAAGAUGGCUUUGAGUUUGAUUUUAUCUAG
Molecule: messenger RNA, 1338 nt
Organism: Drosophila novamexicana
Lineage: Eukaryota; Metazoa; Arthropoda; Insecta; Diptera; Drosophilidae
Gene: bard
Exons: 1
Coding region: 1-1338 (445 amino acids)
Source: RefSeq, a predicted model, not a curated record